Molecule: messenger RNA, 606 nt
Organism: Closterium sp. Naga37s-1
Lineage: Eukaryota; Viridiplantae; Streptophyta; Zygnematophyceae; Desmidiales; Closteriaceae
Source: the annotation of a GenBank genome assembly
AUGGGCGGAAAGAGCGACCAGGGGGGGAAACAGCGGUGGGGAGCGGGAACGAGUGCGGGCGCAGGGUUUGGUGAAGUGGAGGGUUUUGAAGCGCGGCGGAGUAGAGAGAUGGUAUUCGACCUCUGCGCGGCCCAUGGGUAUGCCAACACGUGGUAUUCUCACGACAUUUCAACCAUGCAACGAUCGACGCGCUUCGCCCCUGCGCGACUCGCGAGUCCUGAUCUCCUCCGCCCAGCAAUGGCCGCUAAAUUCCCUUCCUCGCGCCCCGCCCCACCUUCUCCUCCUCGUCACCAUCGACCGUACCUCUCGCUCCCCUCGCCCUCUCGUGCCGCGCUCUCCUCUCGUGCCGCGCUCUCCUCUCGUGCCUCGCUCUCCUCUCGUGCCGCGCUCUCCUCUCGUGCCGCGCUCUCCUCUCGUGCCUCGCCCUCUUCUCAUGCCUUGCCCGAUCGACCACCAACCGUCGUCGCCGUUCUCCUCUUUUUUCUCGGCUUCUCGCUCUGCUCCGUUGCUCCAGCUUCUCGUGAAUUUCUCGAAUUCGCCCCUCCUCCGCGUCAUUGUCUCGAAUUCGCCCCUCCUUCCCCUCAACCUGCUCUCGCCCCGCCGUGA